Molecule: messenger RNA, 1995 nt
Organism: Vairimorpha ceranae
Lineage: Eukaryota; Fungi; Microsporidia; Nosematidae
Product: dna repair protein rad16
Exons: 1
Coding region: 1-1995 (664 amino acids)
Molecular function (GO): ATP-dependent chromatin remodeler activity; ATP binding
Source: RefSeq, a predicted model, not a curated record
AUGUCUAAUAUAAAUAAAAUUGAUCCAAGACAUGACAUUCAAAUCUAUAAAGAGGACACUGUAGUAAAUAUGAAGUUUAGAAAACUUACACCUAUUGAAGAAAAAAAGAUGGAGAGACGAACUGAAGAAAACAAAAUUAUUUUUGGAAAUCACAAAGUGCUAAAUGAAAAAUCGUUUAUAUCUAUGACCAACAUUGACGUAGAAACGUUGAGUCGUCCUUUUGGGAUGAUAACUAAGCUAAUGGACUAUCAAUUAUAUGGCAUAUCGUGGAUGAAAAGUAGAGAAAAUAGUUUUAUUAAAGGAGGUAUAUUGGCAGACCAAAUGGGGAUGGGAAAAACAAUACAAACAAUAGGUUUAUUAUUAUUAGGAAUGAAUACAGAUAUCAAUCUUAUUAUUGUACCAGCCAUUGCAGUAAAUCAAUGGAUAGAAGAAUUUGAAAAACAUGCACCCGGUAUGUUUAAUGUUUAUAAAAAUCAUGGCCGUGAAAAGCUUACUGUUGAAAAAUUUGAACGUAAUUUAAAUUCGAAAAUUGACGUUAUUCUUACAACUUAUGGAACUGUCGAAAGCGAUUAUAGACGAAAAUCUGGGUUUUUAUAUUCUAUAGAUUUUACAAGAAUAGUUUUAGACGAAGCGCAUUCUAUAAAAGAUUCUAGAAGUAAUACUAGUACUGCUAUUUCACAUCUCAAAGCAAACUUCCGAUGGGGUCUUACUGGUACCCCUGUACAAAACAAGGUUGGUGAUUUGUUUUCAUUAGUUAAGUUUUUAAAGUUAGAUCCUUAUUCAUAUUAUUUUUGCAAAAAAUGUUCAUGUAAUUCUAUGUAUUGGCUUAGAUACAACGAAAAAGACAAAUUUGCAUCGAGAGGAUUUUGUGUAUGUGGACACUUUUCGGCUCAACAUUUUGGGUGGUGGAAUCGUAAUAUAGCAACGCCAAUUAAAGAAUUGGGAUUUACCGAAGAAGGAAAAGCUAUUUUUGAUAAAUUACAUAUUUUUACGCAACAUAUUAUUUUAAGGCGUACUAAAUUAGGCAUUGAAGCAGAGUUGGGGCUGCCGAGUAAAGUCGUUUUUAUUGAAAGAUUAUUUUUUAACGAAAAAGAAUUGGAUUUUUACACUAGUUUAUAUUCGAAUACGAAAAGCAAAUUUGACGAAUAUAAUCUUAGAGGAGAGGUAGUUAAAAACUAUGCUCAUAUUUUUGAUUUAUUACUUAAAAUGAGACUAGCUGCUAAUCAUCCUUAUUUAGUGUAUAAAAACAAUCAGAAUGUCUUAAGUGAUUUACCUAUCUGCGGGUUUUGUAAUGAAGAAUGCGAUGAUCCUAUUAUUUCUAAAUGUAAACAUAUUUUUUGUCGCGAAGAAGCUAGAAUGUUUUUGCUCGAAACUUCAGAAUGUCCUGUAUGUAAAGUUAAAAUAACAAUUGAUCUAAAUCAAGUAUAUGAAUAUAAUAUUAAGACACAAUUAGAUCCGACAAAUUGGACAAGUUCUACAAAAAUUGAGUUUUUAGUUCAAAAACUAACUGAGCUAAAUACUAAUAAAAAUAAUUUAGAAAAGAGUAUUGUAUUCUCACAAUAUGUUAAUUUUUUAGAAAUUUUACGCUGGAGGUUAGAACGUGCUGGAUUUCGAUGUGUUGUCAUUUAUGGAAAUAUGCCUAUUAAUCAGAGAAAGGCAGCAAUUGAAAAAUUUAAUACUGAUCACAAUAUUACCGUAUUUUUAAUAUCUCUAAAAGCUGGAGGGGUUGCAUUAAAUUUAACUGAAGCCAAUAAUGUAUUUCUUAUGGAUUUAUGGUGGAAUCCUGCAGUCGAAGAGCAAGCUAUGGAUCGAAUUCACCGUAUUGGACAACAUAGACCAAUUAAGAUUCAUAGAGUUAUUAUUGAAAAUUCUAUAGAAUCAAAAAUAUUAGAAUUACAAAAAAAGAAAAAGGCACUUUUUGAAUCGUCUGUAGAGCGUAAUUAUGCUGCAGUUGAGAAAAUAAGCGAGGAAGAUUUACAUUUUCUUUUUAAUUGA